CAUGUUAACAUGUUAAAACAUGUUAACAUGUUAAAACAUGUUAACAUGUUAAAACAUGUUAACAUGUUAAAACAAAUAGCAUGAAAGCAUCGGCAUCCACAGUUCUUAGUAUCCUGGAAGCAACAAUACAUUUUUAGCAUCAUAAUCAUAAUCAUCUUGGAAGCCCAGUCACGUGAUGCUUAUUCCCAAGACAAACAGUACGUGUUUAAAAGCGACAGUACUAAUCCUCAUACAGGAAGUAGCCGAAGCCACUUCCGGUAUCGGGGACCCUUACUUUGGAAGCGACCGGAAGUCUCGCGCCUGGUCGUCUUCGGAGCCGCUCUUCCUAUGAGCUGGCAGCCUUGGCGCAGAUGCUGUGCACACCAAAAAGGAAGAAUUGCGCCGCCUCGCCGACCUCCCGCCAUGGCUCCCCAAUGUUCGCACCGGCGGCCCGCUGGCUUCCAGCCGCCACGAUAGGAAGCCCAACCAGCGAGAUGCUCCGAGGUCCCGGCGGCUGCAGACGAACGACACCGCCGCCGAUCCCGGUCCGGGGACGUAGCGAUGCUUUUGAAACGGAAAGCCAGGAUGUUGGGGUGGCUGAUGUGUCGUCGUGUGGGGCCCAUGUGGAUGUGGAACAUCUUGCUCGUCUUCGGGGUCAUCGCCUUCGCCAGCCAACUGCUAGGACUCAUCUUCAACAAGAGCUUCAGCAGCAUCCAGCGGGCCGCCCAGUCCGUCUUAUCAUCCCCCGACUCCGAGGGUCCUUCCCUGGGCCCGUGUAGUCCCCACACCCACAUCAUGUUCCUGAAGACCCACAAGACGGCCAGCAGCACCGUGACCAACAUCCUCUAUCGCUUCGGGGAGGAGCACCACCUCCGCUUCGCCCUGCCGCUCGGCUACCAGCUGGGCUACCCCCUGCCCUUCGUCGCCGACAGGGUCAAAGGUUACCAGUCAGCCGGCGCUCAGGAGUUCCACAUCAUGGCCAACCAUCUGAGGUUUAAGAAAACUGAGGUGGAAAAGGUGAUGCCCAGAGACACCUUCUACUUCUCCAUAAUGCGGGAUCCCGUGGCGAUUGCGGAAUCCUCCUUCGAUUACUACAAAGUAGCCACUCCGGCAUUUUGGAAGGCCAAAACCUUGGGCGAUUUUGCCGACGAUCCGUGGAGAUACUACAACCCUCGUGCCAGGAACAACCACUACGCCCGCAACUUGCUGUGGUUCGACUUCGGGUUGGACCACAACGCCAACUUUUCCGUCAGCUUGGCACGUCGCGGAGAGGCGCUGAUCCGGCGCACCUUCAAGUUGGUCCUGAUGACGGAGUUCUUCGACCAGUCCAUGAUCCUCCUCAGACACGCCCUCUGCUGGCCUCUGGAUGCCGUCGUCUCCUUUAGCCUGAACGCUAGGCAGCGCAAGAUGGGCGAACGCGGCAGCGGGAGCGGGCGUUCCCAAAGCAAUCCGGUCCUAACGGAGGACCAGCAGGACAAGCUGUGCCAGUGGAAUGCCUUUGACUGUUUUAUAUACGACUCCUUCAACCGGACCUUCUGGGAGAAAGUGGACAAGUUCGGCAAGUCCCGCAUGGAAGAGGAAGUGGGUCUCCUCCGGAAGCGGCGAGAAGCGCUCACGCGGUUGUGUCUCAGGGACGGCGGCAAGCCCGUAGAGGCCCACCACAUCCGGGAUAAAACCAUACGGCCGUACCAGAGCGGACUGGUGAAGAUCCUGGGAUACGAGCUGCAACCGGGUUUGGACAAUUCCACCAGGAUGGCGUGUCUGAGGAUGAUCCGACCCGAGCUCCAGUACAAGGACUUGCUGGACGCCAAACAGUUCCCACGAACUCGAAAACAGCAGUCGGACCAGCGGAUUCGCGUGGAUCCUGGACCGAUGAAGACCGGAAGAGGAAAGUUUGAACCAGUUUGAGCCAAAAAACUAAACAAAAGCCUCUUUUGCACUUCCUUGUCGUACGUUUGCCUCGCGUCCUUCUUGUCCUUUGGGGAUGCUGACAAGACCGAGGGACUUUUAUGGUACUCACCUUAUUGGUAUUGUUAUUAUUAUUAUUAUUAUUAUUAUUAUUAUUAUUAUUAUGGCAUAGGUACUGUCAUUAGGGUUCAUCCUGGGGGGGGGGCUCUUUUAUCACCAUGCUAGCUAUGUCGAUAAGCUCAUCCCACCCAGAUUACGUCUAGGUGAAUAUAGGGGUGUUACUUCCUGUUUACAGGGCUCCAAUCAUGGAUUUAGAAAAUGUGGUUUUCUGUACUCUAACUAGGACUUUCCAUUUAGGGGUGUAAGGAUUCAUGUUGCUUACGUCGGCAACUACGGAAUCGAAUCAUUCUUACCAGUCGGGCCUGGAACCGAUUAACAGUGAUAAACGAGGGACGACUAGACGGGGAAUUUUGGUUUUGUUGAGCCGCAUGAUGAGCACAAAGUCCGGGUACGUCCAGCCACUUUGGCGGUCCAGGCCUCGGGCGUAUUCAACGUCGUAACCAAGGGAGCCACACUCACCCAAACGAGGAGGCCCAGGGGCCGAACCCGCGCUGCCCCAGCAUGUACACUCGACAUGAACUAUGACCCAUAUUGAAACAUUUAGUUGUCGUGGUAACCAAGUUGCAACACAACACAAAUGACUGAUGGACGCCAUUUUAGAAAGACUUUGUUGUUAGCAAGGAUCCAUGCUAGCCCGGCUAUAGUUGCCUUCUGAUGCGUAGAGCAGGACCAAGACAAGACCAAGACCAAGACUUUUGUUGACGGUUGUCCAAGUGUUGGAUUAUCUCCGUGCUCGUGGUUCCCAACUGAGGAUGGACCGGGUCCAGGUUUCCAUGUUUGGUUGGAAAGUGCCUGCGUAGCUUGUUCCUUUGAAACGCCGUUCACUUGGCUACAAAGUCAACGCUUCGGCUUUCCCACGGCAUUUUCCAUAAAUGCACAUUUUGUAGUCCCGUCUCCGUGAAAAGCCUCCAUUCCCGGGAACGUCUACCGCUUCCUCUUUGUGACGCCUCGUUGUCUCCCCCCGCAGGGCAGCGGGAGUACUGCUGAGUUUCAAUGGUUUCAUUAUUUGGGUGAUGCUUGGUGGCCAACAUGCGGGUGGCCAACAUGCGGCUGGCCACCGGUGGAAUAGCCGUGUCCUCAGCUUUUACUUCAAGCGUAAUAAUACUGCGUAAUAAUACUACAACACCUCUAAAAGUCAGACAAAAGUUGGAAAUAUUUCAUGGAAAAAAAUCUUCUGCUGUAAAUCUUCCACAAAUAUUGGCCAAUUAGGGCCACACCGACAACACCAAAGAAUGGUCCUUGCCACCACCCAUGAGCGUUUCAAAAAAACGAUUUUUUCAGACAAAAUUAUCCGAUCCAUUUGCAAGAAUUCCCAUUGUGGUUGAUGGAAAUGAAGGCGUUGCAUCACCAGCAAAACGUCCCAAAGUUGGGGGAUAAGAUUGUGAUCCCUAACCCCCCUAAAGUGAAAAGAAUCCAUAAAAAUAUCAAAGUUGUGAGUACGAAGCCACAGCAACACGAGAAAUACGGAAUGCCAUUAAGUCUUUGCAAAGUGGGCCAGCCUGCGUCCGGCAGCGUUACCAGGAACCAAGUCUGUGUUACAUCAAGUUGACUUUUCACAAGGAAACGUUUUUUAAUGUUUCAUACAUUUCUGGUUAUUAUGACAGAAACCCUGGAAAAACUCUGAGAAAAAGCUGACUAUUAGUAUUAUAAUACAAGUAUUGCCAUAGUAUUACAAGAAUGAAUGUCAUAGUGUUCCAAUGAGUGUGCAGAUUGUGUGUAAUCCCAGUAAUCCCAAUAUUACAACAAACAAGUCAAGUCUCAACUUGUAGUCCCGGAAUAAAGUCGGUACGACAGGAAGCCAGUCGUACGGUUAUGAGAAGAAAUUGUUCAAUCCUUAAAUAAGCUUUGUCGUUUCGGUAUAUAUAUAUAUAUAUAUAUAUAUAUAUACAUCACAGAUGGGUUCCACUCAACAAGAAAAGUGUGAUGACGACCAUAGAACUGAAAAUUCUGUGGUGUUGCUUUCCUGGGUGUUGAUCAUGCUACUUUUUUUAAGCUCAUAUUUUGUCUUACACUACAAGUGUAUUUACCUGUUUAUGUCAAAAGGUACUUUAUAAAAGGUACUUUUCAAUUUAUUUAAAUUACAGAUAAGAAUUUAAUUACAGAAAAAUAUGUUGAUAUAGGAUUUUUUUGGGGGUGGGGGGGGUGAUUUAAUGGAUACUGCAUAAAAUAUUUCCUCAAAUAGUGUCUUGUUUUUAGAUGCCACGCCUUAAUUGAAUCACUUUUUAUUGUAGUAUUAUAUGCAUUAUAUAUUAUUUAAAAAUACGUUAAAAAAAUAUCCGUUCAUUCAUAAUUAGAUUUUCAUCCAAAUGUUAAUUGAUGAAUACCUUUUUUUAUAAUAGUUUUAUAUUAUUAUUUGUCAUUUUUAAGUUUUAGCUAAUCCACUUAAACUCAUUUGUAUGAAGGCAAUUUCUGACAAAUAUUUAAGACAUACUAUGAUGUAUUAUGUAUUUGAAUUUGGUAUUGACGUGCGUAGAGAUUAUUUUAAAAAUAUGUUGAACCAAAUAUUAUUAGGAAAGAACAUUACUUAAAGCAGGUAUUCCUUGGUACUCUCUGCAGUUGAGUAAAUAAAAGUUGGUCACUAUUUGAGGGAAAUAUUGGUGAUUGGUAAAUGAUCAAUGAUUGGUCAAACAAGCUUUAAUGAAAGGGACAUUGAUUUUUUUUAAGCUUUGCUUUACUGACAAAAACCCUAAAAAUACAUUUAUUAUUUUUCAUGAAAAAUGAUGGAAUAGUUUAUUUCAACAAAAUAAUUGGAGAUAUUUCCAUAUGAAAACUGACUUGCUCCAUCGUGUGACCGACCAGCCUUCCAAUUGUCUUCUUCCUCCAUUUUACGUACCAACAGCAAACACGAGGCUUCAACCUUACUUGAAACUUCUUGUAGGAUUUUGUAGUCCAUGAAAACUUUGGUGUGCAUCAUCUGAUUUCUUGAACAAAAUAAAAGGCAAACCACUUCA
This is a messenger RNA of Doryrhamphus excisus (bluestripe pipefish), 4958 nucleotides long. It is a transcript of the gene gal3st4, whose product is annotated as galactose-3-O-sulfotransferase 4. The record is from RefSeq and is a predicted model, not a curated record. Lineage: Eukaryota; Metazoa; Chordata; Actinopteri; Syngnathiformes; Syngnathidae. Gene Ontology annotation, biological process: glycolipid biosynthetic process. Gene Ontology annotation, cellular component: membrane. Gene Ontology annotation, molecular function: galactosylceramide sulfotransferase activity.